Molecule: messenger RNA, 3933 nt
Organism: Oncorhynchus nerka (sockeye salmon)
Lineage: Eukaryota; Metazoa; Chordata; Actinopteri; Salmoniformes; Salmonidae
Product: deoxyribonuclease gamma-like
Exons: 8
Coding region: 216-1112 (298 amino acids)
Biological process (GO): DNA catabolic process
Cellular component (GO): nucleus
Molecular function (GO): DNA binding; deoxyribonuclease I activity
Source: RefSeq, a predicted model, not a curated record
AACAGAGAAACAGAGAGAGAGAGAGAGGCUGAAACAGAGAGAGAGAGAGAGACUUUAGCCAACAUUAUAGAAGAUAUGUGUGACGUCUUUUUUUAAUCACACAUCUAAAAAGGAAGUGUUGUGUUUCAGAUAGCUUAAACACACACACACAGCAGCUGCUACUUCUCCUGGCUCUCUGUACCCUCAGCCAGACUGUUGUUAACCUGUCAGUGAGCAUGUCGGGUAGUGUUAGUGUUUGGACGGUAGUGAGCUGGAUGGUGCUGGGCAUGGUUCUCGGGCUCAGUGGUGGGGGCUCAGCCCUGAAGAUCUGCACCUUCAACAUCCAGUCCUUUGGAGAGAAGAAAAUAGAGAAGCCAGAGGUGGUUGAUGUCAUAUUGGCUCUGAUCGCUCGCUGUGACAUCAUGCUGGUGAUGGAGAUUAAAGAUCUCAGUGCGAAGGCUUUCCCUCAGCUCAUGACUCAACUCAACAGUGACUACAGCUCCAGGAAGAAUGAGUAUAACUAUGUGAUCAGUGACAGACUGGGACGUAAGUCCUACAAGGAGCAGUACGCCUUUAUCUACAGACAGAGGCUGGUGUCAGUGAAGGAAGUGUACCAGUACCCUGACACCCAACCUGGAGAUGAGGAUGCCUUCUCCAGGGAACCUUUCAUCGUCUGGUUCUCUUCCCCCAAAACAGCCGUCCAGGACUUUGUGAUCAUUCCGAUCCACACCACUCCAGAGACGUCCGUCAGGGAGAUAAAUGAACUGUAUGAUGUGUUCCAAGAUGUCAAACAACGAUGGACCUCAAAGAAUGUGAUCAUCAUGGGCGACUUCAAUGCGGCCUGCGGCUACGUACCCAAGAAGCAGUGGAGCAGCAUCCGCCUGCGGUCUGACAGCAGCUUCCUGUGGCUGACGGGUGACACCAUCGACACCACCGUCAAGGAGUCCACAGACUGUGCCUAUGACAGGGUUGUCCUCCACGGGGACAAGAUGAUCCAGGCCGUCAACCCAACCUCUCUGGAUGUGUUUGACUUCAGACGGGCCUACGGACUAACCGAGCUACAGGCCCUGGCGGUGAGUGACCACUACCCAGUGUGCAUCACUGUGAAGGCCGCUCCGAGGAAUAAGGGUUAACGUCUUGUCCUCGUAACGGUACCGUCCUGAGGACGUCUCGGUGUCCCUCGGUGGUCUGUGUGCGUCCUGCAGUGUUUGCUUUGCUCCAGUCCAGAGCCAUCAGGCUAAAGCUAAAUUAAUCAAUUAAUCCCAGAAGCAUGGUCACUGAGCUGCACUGUGUGCUUCAAGGUUAUUAUAGUUUUGUGUUUUAUAUUCGUUUUUAUUUCUAUUAGUAUUUUUUUUUUUUACUUAAUCUAGUAGUUUUUAUUCUAUUUGAGUUUUCUAAAAACAUUUCUAUUUGGUUUUUGAUAUGAUUUAGUUUUAGUGUUAGCCUGGGUGGCUAAUAGCUAGGAGGCAUGUAUGUGUUGUAGGUUGUAUUUCUAGUAGUCUCAGACCUAGAUUAUAGAUUAUUACGGAUUGCAUUACAGAUUAGAUUAUUACAGACCUAGACCCAGAGCAACAGACCUAGACCCAGAGCAACAGACCCAGAGCAACAGACCCAGAGCAACAGACCCAGAGCAACAGACCCAGAGCAACAGACCUAGACAUAGAGCACUAGACCCAGAGCAACAUAUCUAUAACAACAGACCCAGAGCAACAGACCCAGAGCAACAGACCUAGACCUAGAGCAACAGACCCAGAGCAACAGACCUAUAGCAACAGACCUAGACCCAGAGCAACAGACCCAGAGCAACAGACCUAGACCCAGAGCAACAGACCUAGACCCAGAGCAACAGACCCAGAGCAACAGACCCAGAGCAACAGACCUAGACCCAGAGCAACAGACCCAGAGCAACAGACCCAGAGCAACAGACCUAGACCUAGAGCAACAGACCUAGACCCAGAGCAACAGACCUAUAGCAACAGACCCAGAGCAACAGACCUAGACAUAGAGCACCAGACCCAGAGCAACAUAUCUAUAACAACAGACCCAGAGCAACAGACCUAGACAUAGAGCACUAGACCCAGAGCAACAUAUCUAUAACAACAGACCCAGAGCAACAGACCCAGAGCAACAGACCUAGACCCAGAGCAACAGACCCAGAGCAACAGACCCAGAGCAACAGACCUAGACCUAGAGCAACAGACCUAGACCCAGAGCAACAGACCUAUAGCAACAGACCCAGAGCAACAGACCUAGACCCAGAGCAACAGACCCAGAGCAACAGACCCAGAGCAACAGACCUAGACCUAGAGCAACAGACCUAGACCCAGAGCAACAGACCCAGAGCACCAGACCCAGAGCAACAGACCUAGACAUAGAGCACUAGACCCAGAGCAACAUAUCUAUAACAACAGACCCAGAGCAACAGACCCAGAGCAACAGACCUAGACCUAGAGCAACAGACCCAGAGCAACAGACCCAGAGCAACAGACCUAGACAUAGAGCACCAGACCCAGAGCAACAUAUCUAUAACAACAGACCCAGAACUGCAUCACAUGGCAGCUUUUUCCUGCCAUCCUAUUACCUAUGUAGUACACUAUAUAGGGAAUAGGGCUCUGGUCUAUAGUGCACUAUAUAGGGAAUAGGGCUCUGGUCUAUAGUAGUGUACUAUAUAGGGAAUAGGGCUCUGGUCUAUAGUAGUGCACUAUAUAGGGAAUAGGGCUCUGGUCUAUAGUAGUGCACUAUAUAGGGAAUAGGGCUCUGGUCUAUAGUAGUACCACUAUAUAGGGAAUAGGGCUCUGGUCUAUAGUAGUACCACUAUAUAGGGAAUAGGGCUAUGGUCUAUAGUAGUACCACUAUAUAGGGAAUAGGGCUAUGGUCUAUAGUAGUACCACUAUAUAGGGAAUAGGGCUCUGGUCUAUAGUAGUACCACUAUAUAGGGAAUAGGGCUCUGGUCUAUAGUAGUACCACUAUAUAGGGAAUAGGGCUCUGGUCUAUAGUAGUACCACUAUAUAGGGAAUAGGGCUCUGGUCUAUAGUAGUACCACUAUAUAGGGAAUAGGGCUCUGGUCUAAAGUAUUGCACUAUAUAGGGAAUAAGGCCCUGGUCUAAAGUAGUGCACUAUAUAGGGAAUAGAACCCUGGUCUAAAGUAGUGCACUAUAUAGGGAAUAGGGCCCUGGUCUAAAGUAGUGCACUGUAUAGGGAAUAGGGCUCUGGUCUAUAGUAGUACCACUAUAUAGGGAAUAGGGCUCUGGUCUAAAGUAGUGCACUAUAUAGGGAAUAGGGUACCAGAGUCAUGUUAAAAACACCUGACGACAUACAAAUGGCUUAUCCAAAUGUAAAUGAUUAUUUCCUCAGUUGAACCAGUUUGUAAUAUGUCAUGUAACAGUGUUAUUUUAAGGAACAUUAUUUAUAGCUAACAUAUGUCUGUAUAUCCUAUAUCAGAGAAUAUAUUUGGUAUAUUCUAUAUCAGAGAAUAUAUUUGUUAUAUCCUAUAUCAGAUAAUAUAUUUGGUAUAUCCUAUAUCAGAGAAUAUAUUUGGUAUAUUCUAUAUCAGAGAAUAUAUUUGGUAUAUCCUAUAUCAGAGAAUAUAUUUGGUAUAUCCUAUAUCAGAGAAUAUAUUUGGUAUAUCCUAUAUCAGAGAAUAUAUUUGGUAUAUCCUAUAUCAGAGAAUAUAUUUGGUAUAUUCUAUAUCAGAGAAUAUAUUUGGUAUAUCCUAUAUCAGAGAAUAUAUUUGGUAUAUUCUAUAUCAGAGAAUAUAUUUGGUAUAUCCUAUAUCAGAGAAUAUAUUUGGUAUAUCCUAUAUCAGAGAAUAUAUUUGGUAUUUCCUAUAUCAGAGAAUAUAUUUGGUAUAUCCUAUAUUAGAGAAUAUAUUUGGUAUUUCCUAUAUCAGAGAAUAAAUUUGGUAUUUCCUAUAUCCACCAUAAUUUGAAAAUAAAUUCAUUAAAAAUCCUACAA